AUGGAUGGUGGCAAGAGCGUAACUGCGCUCGUAUCCGGCCUUAGGAGUCCAGACGGUAUUGAAAUAUCGCAGUCCGCCGGUCGCAUGUUUUGGACUAAUAUGGGAUUUGGUACAUCUAUUCAAGAUGGGUCGGUGAUGUCUGCAGAUUUCGAUGGGAGCGAUAUAAAAACCAUCAUUCCCGAGGGUGCCGUCUACACGCCCAAGCAACUAACCAUCGACGAUCAGAAUCACAAGCUCUACUUUUGCGAUCGCGAGGGUAUGAGUGUUCACCGCUGUGAUUUCGACGGCCAGAAUCACGAAAUCCUGAUUCUACGCGGAGAUUACAAAACUACUGACAUAGAAGACCCAACACGGUGGUGCGUGGGUAUAGCCGUGGAUAUCAACAACGGGAAGUUCUACUGGACACAGAAAGGUCCCAACAGAGGGGGCAAAGGACGCAUUUUCCGUACGAAUAUCGACAUGCCUUUUAGUGCGAAUGCGCUCAAUCGAUCAGAUAUUGAGACCUUGUUCGUGGGUCUUUCCGAACCCGUUGACCUGGGCUUUGAGUCGGAGACGCAGACGCUUUACUGGACCGAUCGUGGCGCGCAUCCGUCUGGUAAUACAUUGAAUAAGGCAUACGUUGGUGAGAAGAGCCCUCGGGUGCAGAUUCUGGCACGCCAGUUCCAUGAGCCUAUUGGAUUGAAGGUGGAUUCCAUCAACCAGCAAGUCUAUGUCACUGACUUGGGGGGUAGUCUGUAUCGAGUGGGUAUGGAUGGGGGUGGAAAGGAGGUUAUAUAUCGUGGGGAUGGCUUUUACACUGGCAUCACCGUUGUAUAA
This is a messenger RNA of Aspergillus oryzae RIB40, 816 nucleotides long. RefSeq lists its product as uncharacterized. The coding region runs from base 1 to 816 and encodes 271 amino acids. NCBI's taxonomy places the organism in Eukaryota, Fungi, Ascomycota, Eurotiomycetes, Eurotiales, Aspergillaceae. The transcript has a single exon. The record is from RefSeq and is a predicted model, not a curated record.